GUUCGUGUUGCUUGCCGGUGCUGGAAUCUCUUUUAGAAGAAAAAUAAAAGUAACCUGCUCUCAAUCAGCUUUACCAUAAAUAAAAAUUUGUUUUUUUGAAUUGUUUGACGAUCGACUGACAAAAACAAACCAAUAAAUUUUCAUCUGCGUCGAAUCGCCCUGCACCAUCACAUACAGCCCGAUACACACAUGCGAAUCGGCAACGUUCGACGAGCAUUCGUUGAAUUUUCUUCGCUGUUGAAGUCAAAUUACGAGUAUCUUCUGCUUGUAUCUACUUCCAAUUCGGCUACAUUGGUUAGUUCGACUUUUUCUUCCUGUUUUGAUUGCACAAGAACCGUGCUAUAGCCGCUUGUCAAUUAACAUAUAUUACCCAUUCAAGUCAAAACAGCUACCAAAAACUGAAACCGACACCGACACCGUGAUACAAAUUCAUUUUUCAACUGAAAGAGAGCGAAACAAAUAAACUACCUCCUUCCCUCCCCAAACAACUAAGAAGUGUUAAUCAAUUUAACUGUGGAUAUUAACCAAAUUUAACGCGGACACAAAAUUCAUUAUAAAAUAAAAUCCAAUUGGCUCGUUUAGUGCAUUGAAAAUUGAUUUGAAUUGUACGUAUUUUACAUAUUUGAUCGAUUUUUGUUUUCUUCUUGGAAAUAACAGUAUCAAAUCAGAUCUAGUUAAAUAACAAUAGAACAAAAUUUAAAAAAAAAAAUGGUUUGGCCAACCGAAUACGACAAAGCAUCCGAUGAGAUGAGCAACGCAAGCCAACAAAAUGAUGAGGGUACCCAUCUCCAACAUUUGUGCAACUUGGACAUUGACUCCAAGGUGUCAUUCGUCCGAUUGUCAGGUAUCAUCUGUACCAUUGGACCGGCAUCCAAGAGCCCAGAAGUGCUUGAGACUCUCAUCGGCGCUGGCAUGAACAUUGCCCGUUUGAACUUCUCACACGGUUCAUACGAAUACCACGGUGAAACCAUCAAGAACGUUCGCGAAGCUGUCAAGAACUACUCGACUAAGUUGGGACUGGAACAUCCAUUGGCCAUCGCUUUAGAUACAAAGGGACCUGAAAUCAGAACUGGAUUGUUGGAAGGUGGCGGCAGUGCUGAAGUCGAACUUAAACGUGGUGAUUCCAUCAAGUUGACCACAAACAAAGCCUAUGCCGAAAAAGGAACAAAAGACAUUGUCUACGUCGAUUACUCCAACAUUGUGAACGUGGUCAAGAAGGGCAACCGUGUAUUCGUCGACGAUGGUUUGAUUUCAUUGAUUGUCACCGACGUAACAGCCGACACAUUGACCUGUACCAUUGAAAAUGGUGGCUCAUUGGGCUCACGCAAAGGUGUCAACUUGCCAGGUGUACCAGUCGAUUUGCCAGCCGUUUCCGAAAAGGAUAAGGCCGAUUUGAAAUUCGGUGUUGAACAAGGUGUUGACAUCAUUUUCGCUUCGUUCAUCCGUAAUGCUGCGGCAUUGAAGGAAAUCCGUGAAGUGUUGGGCGAAAAGGGCAAGAACAUUAAGGUCAUUUCAAAGAUUGAAAAUCAACAGGGUAUGCAAAAUUUGGACUCAAUCAUCGAAGCAUCCGAUGGUAUCAUGGUUGCUCGUGGUGAUUUGGGUAUUGAAAUUCCACCAGAAAAGGUGUUCUUGGCACAAAAAGCCAUGAUUGCCAAGUGCAAUCGUCAAGGAAAACCAGUCAUUUGCGCAACACAAAUGCUUGAGUCCAUGAUCAAGAAGCCACGUCCAACUCGUGCUGAAAUUUCCGAUGUUGCCAACGCUGUGUUGGAUGGUGCUGAUUGUGUCAUGUUGUCAGGUGAAACAGCCAAAGGUGAAUAUCCACUUGAGUGUGUUUUGACCAUGGCCAAGACCGCCAAAGAAGCCGAAGCUGCAUUGUGGCAACGCAAUCUUUUCAGCGACUUGGUAUCAAGUGUGGGCACACCAAUCGAUGCAGCCCACUCGGUUGCCAUCGCAUCAGUCGAAGCUGCAGCCAAAACAUUAGCUGCUGCUAUCAUCGUUAUCACAACAAGCGGACGCUCAGCUCAUUUGGUCUCCAAAUACAAGCCAAAAUGCCCAAUCAUCGCCGUCACACGGUUCCCACAAACAGCUCGUCAAUGUCAUUUGUACCGUGGUAUUCUGCCAUUGUCUUAUGAUGUUCAACCUGGAUCUGACUGGAUGAAGGAUGUUGAUGACCGAGUACAAUUUGGUGUUCGUUUCGGUAAAGCUCGUGGCUUCAUCAAGAGCGGUGACCCAGUUGUCGUUGUUACCGGAUGGAAACAAGGCUCAGGCUUCACCAAUACUAUGCGCAUUGUAAACGUUGAAUAAAUUCACUUCAAUAACAUCUCCAGAUGACACAAAGUGUAUUGAUUGCGACGUUAUUAGAUGAAUACAAAGUGAUCAACUAUAUGUAAAACUGUAUUAUAUGUGGUUACAUAAUAAAAGAAAAACAAUUUAUUUGGAAAUGAAUAGUCGCACAUACUAAAAAAUAUAUAUUAUUUGAAGAAAGAACAAAAUUUAUCUAGAUCACUGACAAACAAAUGAAUUUAUAGUUAAUCACUGUUUAAGUAAAUUUUGUUGCUGGGACUUAUUUUCAAUUCUCUCUAUUCUCAAAUCAAUCUAAUAACAACAGCAACAACAACAACAACAAAAAACCUGUUAACUUGUUAUGCGUUCCUUGAAUAAAUGCUGCAAAAGCACUAUACAUUAUGUUACAAAACAA
Molecule: messenger RNA, 2698 nt
Organism: Sitodiplosis mosellana (orange wheat blossom midge)
Lineage: Eukaryota; Metazoa; Arthropoda; Insecta; Diptera; Cecidomyiidae
Product: pyruvate kinase-like
Exons: 7
Coding region: 709-2304 (531 amino acids)
Biological process (GO): glycolytic process
Cellular component (GO): cytoplasm
Molecular function (GO): magnesium ion binding; potassium ion binding; pyruvate kinase activity
Source: RefSeq, a predicted model, not a curated record